Molecule: messenger RNA, 6456 nt
Organism: Symbiodinium sp. CCMP2592
Lineage: Eukaryota; Dinophyceae; Suessiales; Symbiodiniaceae
Source: the annotation of a GenBank genome assembly
AUGCAGCAUGCCAAAGCCUUGGCCAUUCUGGAAGUCAAAGAUGGCGUAAUUGAACGCUUGGAGCAAGAGGUGCAUGCGGCAGAAGCGGAAAUCAGCCAUUAUGAAGAAGGCGCAGAGCUGGCCGAAGCACGCGCCGCCGCGGCAUCAGCGACUGAGGCAACCGCUGCGCUGAUCCACGAUGACACUUGGCGUGCGGCUGAUGCACAUGCCGAGAGCGAUUGCCAAAUGCUAGCAGAGAUGGCACAUCAAGCAGAACGUCGUGCCCAAUAUGCAGCCACUGAAGUUUUCGAACUGGGACAAGAGAGUAAAGAAGCUGAGCACAACGUUGAGCAGCUGUCUGCUGAGAUUUCGCGUUUGAAGUCCCCUGCCCAACCACUAGCACGACCUCUUGCCGCCGAAGUGGUCCGGCUGGAGGUGGCACUUAUUGAGUCUCAGAAAGCUCUUCUCAAAGCGGAAGAGAGAGCGCAAGAAGCUCGACAACACGAAUUGCUUCUUCAGCAAAUCGGUGCCGGCUCCGGCAUCAUGGAGAGCAGCACGCCUAGCGCAAGUACAGAAGCUGACAACCACCUGUGCAGCCGAAGAAUGGCAGUCGUGGAAGAGCACUUGGAGGAGAUACUGCAGCAGCACGAGGCAGAGAUGGUUUCUUUGUCUGCUCGGCUUUGCGCGGAUGUGCGUGCCACAGCAGACCGGCUUGGGCCGUUACAGCUCCGUCCUCCACAAAGUUCUCAGAACCCACCAGUGACUGUCAAGCCUCGACCGACCGCGCGGCCAACACCAGGGUCAGUGACGAAGCUAGCGCAAGAUCCGUUCGAAGAGACUCAGCUGCUUCGCAAGCGUUGCCAUCUCUUGGAACAAGAUCUUUCACAGGCCAUGCAGCUCACACAACAUGUGUCUGCAUUGCGGGAUCGGGCAGAAUCAGACAGCCACAGAGCAACUGACCAGCUCCAAGGUGCCCGUCAACAAUUUGCGGCAACCUUGUCGCAGCUCCAAAAACAUCCAAACCAAGCGUCUCAGUCUCAAGCAAGUCAAUUGCCCAAGCCCGCCGGCAGUCGAGGUCCUGACGAAGUUGCACAGGAGACUUCAGUGCUUCGAAAGUCUUUGCACGUACUUUGCAAACAGUUGCGUGAACAAGCGCAGAAGGGAGAUCAGACAACAGACUCCCAAGAGACUGCGUUGCUUCAAGGAGUUGCAGACAUUGGGGGGCAGGUCCUCUUGGCAAUGGCAUCGCUAGGGGAUGUUAAUCGCAAGCUGCAGCUUGCGGAGAUGCAAACUUACCAACCGGGUCGGGCUUAUGCAUCCAGCAACAACUCAACUCACGCAGGUGAUGUGAGUUCGACUGUCGCAGAUGAUGCGAAAGUUCUGCGUGAGCAGGCAGUGCAAGCCGCGGACAUGUUGAGGCUGCGAGAGGCAGCCUCGGAGCAAGCACUGCUACAAGAAGAGGCAGUUUCUUUGCGCAGCGAGCUCCAUCUAAUGGAAAGCUACGAUGCGGCACGUGCAAAGGCACGCGUGGAAUACGAAGAGCAGAUUGGGAGGGAUGCGAACCACUGCCUCGAAGAAAUAGAUCAAGCAAAUGGAUCUGGUGUUCAUUUCCAGCAAACCGAAGUAUCUGCGCAGGUUGCGGGACCGCUUCUGGUGUUGGUCCUGCAGAACCUGGCAAGAGCACAGCGCUGGGCUCGGUCCAGUGAGUUGACAGCGAUGACUUGGAAGGCCUUGGUGGAGAACCUCACCAAUCAUGCCAUGCACCUUGAGGAGCUUGUGGCAUCAGAUGCCCUCCAAUCCCUCGCCUCAGCUUUUACCUCACCUUUCAUCGGGGAACUCUCACCAGAAGGCAUCGCAGACAAGUGCAUCAGUUCUUUAGAAGCGCACUUGGCAAACAUAUCCAGCCAGUGGCACCACGCCGUGUCUGUGUGCUGCAAGAUGGAGAUGGAUCUUCGGUCUUUGGAAGCCCAGAUGCGGACCAAACCGGAAAUUGCAGCCAAAGAAGCUGCAGCAGAAAUGCUCCAGCAAGAAAGCGUUUGGAACCAAGAUCUGCUACAAAGAUGCAUCAGUUGGCUCACACACGCAACGGAGGUGGCAGACUGGAAUGCGAUGGCUGCAGUGCGAGAACUCGGUCUGGAACAUGCUGUGCGUGACCUGGUGUCCAUGAGCCAGGCCUUGCGAGAACAUAUUUGGAGUCUGGAGGCGGAGCAUGAGAACCUUAGCUCGGCAGCUAGUUGUCAGAGUCACUCGGCAGAUUCCAUUCCGAGGGGAAUGAGGGACGGUUCUGGACUACAGCAGCACAUUGACUCGCUGAAGUCUGACUUGGGAUCGGCCCGUGGCGAACUUUGUGCCGUGAAGGAACAGGUCGACGUAAUCAAGCACAAGCUGCACCACGCCCUUCACGAUGCAGAAAGCGGCAGUCGCAACCACGAAUCUCCACAAAGCUCCAGCGGGAAUCAGAGCAUUGCCUUAGCGCAAAUCUGCCCAGUGUUGGCUUCAAUCGCACGGCAGAUGCAGCACAUGUGCCAGGAGACGGACAUCCGAAAGAGAUCAGAUGCAUGUCACAUGGUUCUGGAAGAGUUGGAACGAACACGAUCAUGGUGCAGGCAGGUGCAACAAGAGUUAAAGCAACAAGGUGCUAUCGCGGCGAAGCUGCUUGUCGCUGCACCUGGAGAUAUAUCUGUAGACCGUUCUCACAAAUAUGCCUACGUGUCGGAACCAGAGCCGUCCGACAUUGAACCAUCUAUCUCGAGCCGAAUGUCGGGGGCGAUUCUUCAUCGGGUUGAAGCCAUCCUGAACAUGCAGCAAGACCUUCAAACCGGCUACAGGACGGUCACGCGUGAACUCCAUGAGCUCCAGAACAAGAGGCAGAAGCAGGAGAAUGCCAUCGGACGGCUACAUGGCCAACUGCAGCGGCGUGGUCAGGCCCUGAAGCAGCUCGAGGGCUUGGUUGAAGCAGGAAGCAAGAAGGUGAAAACAGCGAAGGAGAAAGCGGUUCUCAACGCUCAGAUGGAAUUGCAGCAAAGCUACCAAUCAGAGCUGGCAGAGCUGGAGCUGAUUCACCAGCAGCACAGAGCCGCUUCAGCAGCCUGGGAAGGCAAAACCGAGGAGGAAGCAGCCGUUGUUGUGAAGAUGACUGCCGAAGCCAGCGCCGCUUCAGAUGCAGAGGCUGCUGCCGCCAGCGAGGCCCAAGCCGCCUUGUCUACAGCAGAGGCAACCCAUGCUGAAAGUCGGGCAAUCAGUGAUGCCCACCUGACGGCACGACGUUUGCAGUCCCUUUCCCAAGCGCUCCAGGGACAGACAAUCACUCGAUCUGGGCUGAAGAGUCUGUCUGAGAAACUUGCGACGACGUCAGAAGAUCUCUCUCAGCAAGUUGAUGCUUGCACGGAAGCUCGGCAACGGCUCGGCAAGAUCGAAGAAGAACAAAUCGAAGCCGUGGAAUUGGCCAAAAGCUCUGAGGCCACAAACCUCGAACUCCAGGAGCAAGUGAGAUUGCUAAUGCUGGCCUCAAGUGCAGCUUGUGAGUUGAGAAAUGCAGAAGCAAGCUUGGGCCAGGGAGAGGAAGAGUUGGAAAGGAUCGCUGGGCAGCUGAACGUCAAAGCUGCAAGCUGCAAAGAACUCUUUGAGCAAAGGCGUCUUGCCGAAAGCCAAGCAGAAACGGAGGAGUUCUUGUUGAGCCAGCUUCAGUCAGCAAGUCAAGGGCUAGAGUCGCGAUUGCAAAGGGCGGAAGCCAGGCAACAAACCCAGGAGAGACGCUGCAGACAGGAAAGGACAGAGUGGAAGCAGCAGCUCCGACAACACCAUUUGCAUGGCAUUAAGACGCAGAAGAGCAUCGGAAACUUUGCCAGGGAGCCGCUUGCUAUCGUCUAUGAAGCGGUCCCGGAACACACCGCACACGAAGUCGGGCAGGAGGAGCAUGCGCUAGAAGAGCAAGCAAAGGAGUUGCAGAUUCAGCUGGAAGCAACUAAGCGUCGACACCAGAUGUUGGUAAAGGAAAAUGACACGGAAAGAUACCUGGCAAAGCGUGGCGAGGAAGUCCUCGCCAAAGAGAUUGCAUCUGCAAGAGGUCGAGUGACCGCAAUGUCGUAUGAGCUAGACCGCCUGCUUCAAGUCACCGCUGGUCCAGAUGCUUCCAACGAACGCAUUUGCGCGAGCUUUUCAGGUCAGGCUAAUCGUGCGAGCGACACUGCCAAAGAGGCUUUUCGAGCUUUCAGAAGUCGUUCCAAGAAGCUGCAAGGCUCAUUGGCACAGGAACAGGAGCAAGGUCGGCAACUGCGAGAUCGAGUUUCCCAGCUCAAGCAUGUCAAUGUUCAGCUGCGCGAGCGCAUCCGGGAUGCCGAGCAGAGAUUACAUGUGAGUCGUGAUGACGUGGAGCGCAAGCGGGUGCUUGCUGCAACCUUGCAAAAGCGACGCCAGGAGUCUGCCGAGCAGACAGCACUCACAACGCAGCAAGAAGAGGAAAGCAGCAGAUCACUCCAGCAACUUCGGAGUGACGCCGCGAGAAAAGAUGCUGCCAUCAAGAAUUUGCAGAACGAGAUAGCAUCAGCUCAGCGAGAAACAAGUGAAGCCAACUGCAAGGAUAGAGGUCAGCAAGAAGAAGUCCGAUCCAAAAUGCAGGUCGAGUUGCAUCGAAAGGAGCAGCUGCUGCACCAUGCACGUGCAAAGGCGCAGCUUCUCAAGACCCGCUUGGAUGCAGAGGUCCGGCGAGAUCUUCGUGCUCGGCGUGUCGCUAGGAGCGCGUCGAGCAGCCGUCUAGAACGAAGCCCAAAGACAGGAAGUGAUGAUUUGGCAGAGUCUCCUUUACCGCCCUCGCGUGCUGAACGUGCAACGGAAUCUGUGUGCAUAUUGCCCGAUGGUCCGGAAUCUCUGAGAAGCUCGGGUUUCUCAGCAGUUGAGGAGCUGUCUGGCAUCAUAUUUCAGGCGGCAAACUCCGUCGACUCUUCCUGGGAGCUCUCGACCGCGGUCCAAGAAUCUUUGCAGAUACUGAAUCUCCAGCAGGAGGAUCUGGCAGAGUUCCUGUCACCAACGGAGGUCCGACUGAGGGCCAAGGAAGCACGCAAAAGAACUAGGAGGAACCAGAAGCGCAGAGAAGAGAAGCAGGCCGCCAAAGCAAAGGACAGCGAGCUCGGCAAAGUUCCUCGUGCCGCUGUCCGCAGCGAGGCUUCAGUCCCUCGAAAGCGUGGGCGACCGAAGAAAGCCACAGCGGAAGAGCCGCAAGUGGACUCAGGGCCUGCGCCGGUGACUCCUCCCGAAGUUCGAGACCCAGCAUCACUGGCCGCCGAUGUGCCAGCUAAACGAAAGCUUGUCGCCCAACCUCCAGCGGCUAGACUGGUGGUACCCGGAGGUACCGAAGUAGACGGCAGGCCCGAUGAGGCGGACUUUGCAGCUCCGGAACGACCACAACUGGGCGAGCUUCCCGCGACGCCACUGGAGAGUUUGCCCGCGCUAUCUGAACCCGUGGAGUCAAGCAGGAUUGCCGACGGGAGUUUGCCAGAUUUUAGCAGUGCAGGGCCACCACCACCCAAAUGUGUCACUGCAUUUGCAGCACUGUUCAGGCACAUCGUUCAAGAACUUCCGGCACAAAGCUCCGCCCGUCGGGGCGCGAUUGGACAGGUUGCUAAGAGACUGGCAGUCCAACUCACGCCAUCAGACCUCAACGUCUUUCUCCGGGAGGUUCAGCUUGGACUUUUGGACAAGGGAGGGAUUUCGAGAAGCAAAAGCACGGUGCUUUCAGCGCGUUCUUGGAAGAAGCACCAAGAAAAAGCAGAAGGCCGCCUGCAGGCUGUUCUUCGCCAGGAAGACAACGAGAAGCUGAGCCCCGUCCAGGUGUUGUGGACUUCCAUGAGCUCACACAGUCCACCGACGACGAAAAACGGCUUGCAACAAGAGAAUUUCAGGCGCUGUCUGAAAGAAGUCGUUCAAGUUGCGGCGACAGCGAGGGAUUGGGAGGUUGCCUGGCAGUGCAUGGACUUGGCUUCGCUGCCAGACGAGGAGCAGAACGACGCCACCUUACUUCUUGCCAUCACCUUGCUGACAGCUGCUAUGCAGAAUGGUGAGGGCCAGCAGACUCAGGCCCUUGCAGACUUUGUGAGGAGCCACAAAAUCAAGCUCCGCACCCUGGAAUCUGCUGUUCUUGAGGUGGUCGGAAGGAUUCCAGUACACAUUCCAUUGCCUCCGCGUUUCCCACAGGUCCUCGCCAGCUUGCUAGCCUAUCUGUAUCCUGCGCAAAUGCGGACAACAGGCUAUGGUUGGCUUCGUCCGGGUUGGAAGUUCAAUGACUGGAUGAUCUUUGUGGAAAAAGUCUUGGGCGGCUUGAAGGAGAUGGAAGCUCUGGCACUUCUCGAUGAGACAUCGGCACUGGUGAAGGCUUCGGAUUCCUUGACCAACGCAGAGCUCGAGGACUUCCUGGAGAAAGCCAAGCUCGAGUGUGCGUCCCUGCCCACAAAGCAGACUGUCAGUGCGGAAGCACCACCCUGA